This is a messenger RNA of Camellia sinensis, 1307 nucleotides long. The record is from RefSeq and is a predicted model, not a curated record. NCBI's taxonomy places the organism in Eukaryota, Viridiplantae, Streptophyta, Magnoliopsida, Ericales, Theaceae.
AAUUUGAGACUAUUGGAGAAGUCGUGGCUAAAAGUAAUAUUUAGUGACAAAUUUUGGCUUGUCAUAAAACAUUUGUCACUGAAACAGAUUUGCUGUAAUGUGGAGACAUAAACAGUCUGACUCUGCAAAGAUUUGAACCCUUGACCCCAACAGCCAAGCUAAUUCAUCAACUGAGUUUUAAUAAUACCACAUUCGAUAGUGAAUGAAUUAAAGAAAAAAAUUUGUGUGCUCAAUGUGAUCUUUGAAGGACUUCUUGCCCUUUCCCUUUGGUAUCUUCCAUUCUCUUUAGUGUAGUUGUUUUAUUAUAAAAGAACCAAUGAGUUGAGUUCUUACUAAAACACGCUGCCAACACUUCGCAGUAGUUAUUGGGGCAUUUUCUAUUACUUCAUUGAGUUGCUUUAUUCUUUGUUGGUUUGAUUUGUCUUUCUUUGUCUUCUCAGAAAAGACUCCUUUGUCCAUCUAUAUUACUUGGUUAAGAUCAAGCCACUAGCUAACUUAAAAUGCCAAUUGCUUGUUUCUUCUUUGCUUUAUUGGAUUCAUGUCUUACUCGUAUCUUGAAGACUUUAAAAAUUUUGAUGAUCCCAGAGAUGCUUCUCGCGCAUUUGUCUCAGGGAAUUUUACAGGAGAUGGACUCACUGACUCAAUGCAUGGUUUGUCCAGCACUGAGGUGAAGAGUGUCGUUGACUGGCGAGAUUUUUACUUCAAAACGUACAUAUUUGUUGGCAAGCUAGUGGGUCGUUACUAUGAUAGCGAAGGGAAUCCCACAAAAUAUUUGAAAGGGGCUGAAGCAAAGGCUGCUAGAGGUGCACAACUGAUGGAGAAACAGAAAAAUGAAGAAGCUAAACUACCUAGCUGCAAUUCAAGGUGGAGUCAGGACACGGGUUCAGAGGUUUGGUGCGAUAAUGGUUAUCCAAGGUUAAUUCAAAAACCACUAGAAAUGGCUAUAACUGGGAAAGUGAGCAAGCGCUGUGCUUGCUUCAAUGAAGAGGAACUAAACCAGCCCGGAUUGGAAGUCUACAGUGGAUGUGAUCAUUUUGCAAAGCUCUGUCGACUUUAGGCAGUGCGAAAUUGUUUUUCGUAAAUAAUUAGUUGAUUACAUGAAGGGAAAGGGUGAGUUAAGUAAUACACAAGUAGAAGAAUAUGACGAAGCAGAAGGAAAAAGGCUAAUAGAAGCGAUGAUAUGGUUUGAAAUAUUUAUAUUUAUGUAACUCAUGAUAAAAGCACUACAAGAUUGUUUCUGUUUUUUUAUUUCUUUUGGUUACUAGUUUUAGAUUUUCUUUUUUUAAUAGAUUUUGAUGUUUAAAUAA